This is a messenger RNA of Cuscuta europaea, 1828 nucleotides long. NCBI's taxonomy places the organism in Eukaryota, Viridiplantae, Streptophyta, Magnoliopsida, Solanales, Convolvulaceae. The record is from the annotation of a GenBank genome assembly.
GAAGAUCAAACAUUUCCAUAUCCCCAAUCCCUGGAUAUUUAAAAGAUUUGUGCAUCAAACAUCAUGUAUGCAUGUAUCCAAAAAAACCCUUAAUUUCCACUCCUAAAAUACCAAAGAUUAUUUUGGUAUCUGUAAUACUGUGUUUUGUGGGAGUUUAAUUCCACAUUAAGAUACUAGCAGGUAGCAAUGGAUUCUGCGACAUCCGCGUCGAGGAAGAAGGACGUGAAAACCACAGUUUCCUUGUAUUCUGACUAUAUCUGGAACCGGGUGCGUAGCUUCUUUCCUGCUACGUCAUCCGGUUUCCACUCGAGCCUGCUCGCUGGUUUUUCGAAUUUAUACGGCGGAACCGCCGUUCACGUCAGCAAGUGCCGCCGCAGGAAGACAUGUCUCCCACUUCCUCUGCCUAAUUCUGCCACAAUACGCCUUUCCUCCACGGAUGCAUCUGAAUCGUCCAGAAUUAUUGUUGUUUUGGAGGAUAUUGUAGAACACAUUUUCUUAAAUUUGCACUACAUCCAGAAGAACCUAGAGUUUUGGCAAUCUAAAGCCGAGGAAUCAAAUGCUCGACAAGCAUACUUCAUGAUAUGUGAGAGAGGCCCGCGUGCAUUUUUUAAUGGAACAAUUCAACUGAUACGUGAUUGUGUUGGUGAUGGUUCUGGGAAACAGCACACAUAUAAUUUGGCAUCCUCUUAUAUAUCAGAGAGAUUAACCGUGUUGACCAGUUUAAGAUGCUUUUUGGCUACAUUUUUGGCUCAGAUAUACAUGGAGGUCGACAUAGCUGGACAUGAUUUAAUCAAUGACCCUGAGAAGUCGAUGUCAUCAUUAUUGGUAAAGAUCAAUGAUCUCUUUCUAGAGUUGGACACUUCUAUUGGCAGUUUUCAUGCAAAACAUCAGAAUGACUAUUCCUCAGAGGGAAGUUAUUCAUCGCCUUUAAUGUUUGAGAAACUUCCAGAAGUAAAUCAAGGUGGCUCUCGUUGGACAAGUUGUGAGAUUCAAGAUGCCAUCAACUUUAUUUACCAAAACUUGCAAAACUUGGAGUCGUACUUAUCAAGAAUAGUUAUGAAUCACAAGAGGCCAAGGAGAGCGACUCUUCAUUGGAUGCGCUAUACCUGUGGGAUAGUUGGCAUCUCAAUCUGUUCAAUAUGGCUUCUGCGGCAUAGCCAUUUGAUGGGGAGUUCUGACAUUGAUAAUUGGUUUUGUGAAGCAAAAGAGUCGACAAUUAGUUUUUGGAAUGGUCAUGUAGAGCAACCGAUUCUUUCUAUAAGAGAUGAACUUUUCCAAACGUUCAGGAAGAGGGAGAAAGGCGCAAUCGAACUUGAAGAAGUACAAAUAACUGCCAACUCUCUACACAGAAUGUUGCGAGCUUUCACUGAGCAGACAAAAGGUGACAAGCUUCCAGAGGAUGCCACAGACAAUGAAAUGCUAGAAGUCGUAAUGGAAAGAUAUGAAAAAGAACUUACACAUCCAAUCCAAAAUCUUCUCUCUGGGGAGCUUGCCCGUGCGCUACUUAUCCAGGUGCAAAAGCUAAAACUUGACAUUGAAGAGGCAAUGCUUGAGUUGGAUCAAAUUCUUAGAGCAAAUGAAAUCAACUUUGCUAUUCUAGCUGCAUUACCAGCCUUUUUCCUCUCUGUUCUUGUUAUGAUGUUGCUUAGAGCAUGGUUUAAACAGGAUACAAGAGCUGAAGGUAGGGGAAGAGUUGCUAGGAUCCAAAGAAGGCUUCUUGUUGUAGAAGUUGAGAGAAGAGUUAUGCAAUUAGAAAGUUGCAAUUAUAAAGGACGAGUAAGAACACUCCUCUCGAGCUUUACAUAUUUUUGGCUUUGAAUGGUUUUCU